Molecule: messenger RNA, 1206 nt
Organism: Grosmannia clavigera kw1407
Lineage: Eukaryota; Fungi; Ascomycota; Sordariomycetes; Ophiostomatales; Ophiostomataceae
Product: tyrosinase
Exons: 7
Coding region: 1-1206 (401 amino acids)
Molecular function (GO): oxidoreductase activity
Source: RefSeq, a predicted model, not a curated record
AUGAAGGUUGCACCUGUUUUUGCGUCUACGGCUGGCCUCCUGGCCUCUGUGGCUGCUGCUGUUACAGUUCCGUCCAGUUCCCGAGACCUGAUCGAGGAUGAGAUAACGGUCAAAACUGUCAUUGCCGACAUCACGGACCUGUUUCAGUUUCGCCUACAGCUAAACGCUACGAAAUCAAACUCCAGCUGCACGCCGGAUAAGAUUGUUUACCGCCGAGCAUAUGGCGCCUUAUCUAGACAUGAGAAACUCGACUACAUUGGUGCCGUCAAGUGUCUCAUGAUCUUGCCGUCUCGCACGCCGGCCAACGUUUCUUCGGGUGCCAGGUCCCGUUUUGAUGACUUUGUUGCCACUCAUAUCCAACAGACGCUAACCAUUCACUACUCCGGCAACUUUAUGGCUUGGCAUCGCUGGUUUGUAUACUCAUACGAAAAGGCAUUGCGCGAUGAGUGUGGCUAUCAAGGCUACCAGCCCUACUGGGACUGGCCGCUUUACGCCAACGCAACCGAGGACUCUCCCAUAUUUGAUGGCAGCGAUACAAGUCUCGGUGGCAACGGAGACUACUUCCCGCAUUCUGGCCGCGUUAUUACGGCCCCUGCAGGCUCUAAUGGCUCUGAUAUCCAGCUGCCGGCCGGAGAUGGCGGCGGCAACGUCACGACUGGUGCCUUUGCCAACUUGACUGUGAACCUUGGUCCCGUCGGUGGUGUCAAGGGCAUGGUCCCUGGUCCGGACGGCGGCUUGGGCUAUAACCCGCGCACAUUGACGCGUGAUAUUGCAAGCGUCAUGAACAUGGAAUACGCAAACUAUACUACUGUUCUAGACCUUCUCGGCAAAGCCAACAUUGAUACGUAUCGUGCCCUCCUCGAAGGCAUCCCGAACAACAUUGUUCUUGGGCCUCACGGCGGUAUUCACAACACGAUUGGUGGCGAUCCGAGUAGCGAUCUUUUUGCAUCCCCCGGUGACCCUGUUUUCUGGCUCCAUCACUGCCAGAUGGACCGAAUGUGGGCGCUCUGGCAAACUCUUGACCCUGCUGUCCGCCACAGUGACCUCAAGGCGGGCAACUUUGGACACAUAACCUGGAACAACAAGCCGGCAUCCCGCUACACAACGCUUGACGAUGUGAUUGAUCUGGGAUAUGCUGCGCCAUCCACUACAAUCAGAAACGUUAUGGACACGACUUCGGGGCCGUUUUGUUACUAUUACCUCUGA